UGGUUUUAUACAGAAAAAAGUGAUAAUUUAUGUGGGUUUCCUUCCUUGCUGCUUUGAUGAAGUUAUUUCAGUUUUUAGGUUCUCCAAAUCUUAUUUGCAGGAAGGAUUUUGUUUCCUAUUUGUUCUUAUUCCCUCAAUUUCUUUUUCUUGUCUUAUGGCUAUAGAUAGAAUUUCUAGCUGUAUGUCAAAUAAUAGUAGUGAUUGAAGACAUUCUUGCUUUCCCUUGAUGUUUUAAAAGCUUUAAAUACUUCUUUUUUGCAUAUAAGGUUUAUCCUUGUUUUUAGAUAGAUAAUAUUUGCAAUGUUAAGUAGUAUUUAUCAACUCUUAAGAUCUUUAUUCCCAGUUCUCACAUAAUGAAGUCAGAUCACAAUUAGUUUAGUUUUCAUUUUCCAUGUAGAUUUUAAAAUUUUAAUUUUAUUAUGGUUAUCUAAUUGUAAUUUCAUUGCAUACAUACAGAAUGUGUGCAGUUUACCAUUUUGAAUAUAUAUAGGGAUUUCCUAUGUCCCAGUAUGUGAUAUAUUUUAUUAUAUACCUGAAAAAAAGUCCAUUCUUUGCUUUUUCCAUUUAGUUCUCUGUAUAUUGGUAUUCUAGAUUAUAAGGGAAGCCCUUUAAAUAUCUUUUUUAUUGUUAAUAUUUCGUAUCAUUUGUCACAUUCUGAUAGUAUUACCAAUUUUUAAAUAUUUGUGAUAUUGUUAUUUAUGAAUUCAACUCUCAAGUUCUGUGUAUGCAAAUUAUGAAUAAUUUCAUAAUUUGUAUUUUUCUUGGUCCACAUUGGUUCAGUGAAUUAAGGUUUAAACCACUAAUAUAAUCAUCCAGUUGGUUAAGAUAUAAAAGCUGAUCCCACAGGGUAGUUAGGGCAAUUAGAAUGAAUCAACCACAUGUUCUACACAUGUGCAAGUCAGCACAUUCUUCUUAUACAAUAUGCCUCAUAAGUAACUUGGCAGUGGGAACAAUAGGAGAGCUAUGUACAACUGAACCAAUAUUGUGUCCAUACAGACUAUUCUUUCAGUAUACUUGUUAAAUAAACCCUUUUCACUAUGUGUUAUCCUUUCAUUGUAGUCUUGAGUCUAAACUACUGAACAAACCAGAAUUGGAACUAGCUCAGAACAUUUGAUGUAGUUUGUAGGAUUGGUCCAGAAUAAGUUGGAGCCAAAGUGGAAAAAGUAAAAAGAAGAGACCCCCAGCAUAGAGGGACUUGGAACUCUGUGGCGCAUAGGGGAAGUCCUCUCAAUGGGAUUGGUGGUGAACUUUUCUUCAAAACAGAAGAAUGAGAGUAUAUAGAUUAUUUAAGCUUCUUCUCUGGAAAAAUUAUAUCUUAAAGAAGCGCAUGUUUAUAUCAACCCUCUUAGAAAUCUUUUUGCCAUUGCUGUCUGCUGGAAUUUUGAUUGCACUUCGUUUGAGGAGCAAACCAGAAGCUCAGAAUUCUAUAAGAUACCCAACUUUAAUAAUUGAUGAUCUACCCAACAACUACGCUCAAACUUUUCCACCAGAUUUCUUGGAACUAUAUUAUGUCCCUUCUGAAAGUCAACUUGUGAAGAUGCUAGCUAAGAAAGUGGGAAAGUCCUUCGACUUGGGUAUAUUAGUUAAGCCAUUUAUCAAACAAAGUGAGGAAGAUACAAAGAAUGGAUUGACAUUUGCUACAGUUAUAUUUAGUGAUAUCAUUGGAAACAAAACUGAACGCCUGCCACUUAACGUUGACUACCACCUGCGCUUUCCUGUAUAUCAAAAAUUUUUUAUUCCAUCGAUGAAAGGAGAUUGGGGAGAAUUGUUAGAUGGAUGGAAUACACACUUGCUUUUUCCAGUUUAUUCAGGUAUAGGACCCAGACAAGCUGCUCAUGUGGAUGGAGGAUUGCCUGGAUAUUACCGAGAAGGGUUUCUGUCUCUGCAACAUGCUGUCAACAGAGAAAUCAUGCAUUACCAUAUGAAUGACACUGUGAUUCAGCAAUAUAAGAAAAUCCAAAUUGUUAUGAAGAGGUUCCCGUUUCCAUCAUACAUGAAGGACCCAUUCAUUGCAGUCUUAGAGGAACAUUUUUCCAUCUUGUUAAUGCUGAGCUUCCUUUGUACCGCAACCUUCAUCAUCCGUGUCAUUGUUCAGGAAAAAGAAAAAAAACUGAAGGAGUAUAUGCACAUCAUGGGACUUAGAAACUGGUUUCAUUGGAGUUCAUGGUUCUUCAUGUACAUAGUUCUCUUCAUUAUGAUUAUCUCAGUUAUGACCAUACUCUUCUCUUUGAAGAUGAAUUAUGAUGUGUCAGUGCUCACAAACAGUGACCCAGCUUUGGUGUUUUUCUUUCUAUUAUGUUUUGCCAUUGCCACCAUUUCCUUCAGCUUUAUGAUUACUGUGUUCUUCACUAGAGCUAACAUAGCAGUUGCCACAGGAAGUAUUAUCUAUUUCUUCUCCUACCUUCCAUUCUUCUAUAUCAAUAAAAACAUCUACAAUAUGACUCAUUCUAUGAAGAUAAUUUCCUGUCUCUCUUCAAAUGUUGCCAUGGCUUUGGGAGUAAUGUUCAUGAUCCAACUUGAAGGAAAAGGUUCAGGUAUUCAAUGGAAACAUGUGUCAAAGGUAUCCAUGUUUAAGAAAUUCGGCUUUGGGGAGGUGCUGGUAAUGCUGCUAACUGACAGUAUCUUAUAUGGCUUAGUGACCUGGUAUGUGGAAGCUGUCUUUCCAGGACAAUAUGGUAUACCUCAGCCUUGGUACUUCUUCAUUAAGAGCUUAAUAUCAUCCACUUUGGUAAUAUAUCAUUAUUGGAAGAGGAGAUUAUUCAAUCCCUCCUAUUGGUCUGGAAAGCCAAAUAAGACUACAAAGAAAAAAGAGAUAAAUGAUUUUAAUACAUCUCAAAAAAACCGUUAUGUGCAGGAUGAACCUACAGACUUGAUUGCAGGAGUAAGAAUUCAUAAUCUAUGCAAGGAAUUUAAAUCAAAGAAUAUCAUUAAAGUGGGAGUAAAAAACUUGACACUGAACAUCUUUGAGGGGCAGAUCACUGUGCUUCUUGGACAUAAUGGAGCAGGGAAGACUACUACCUUGUCCAUACUGACAGGUCUUGUCCCUGCCACAAGUGGAGAAGUAUAUCUCAGUGGGUAUGAGAUCUCAAAGGACAUAAAUCAGAUCCGGAAAAGCCUGGGCUUUUGUCCACAACAUGACAUUUUGUUUGAUCUCAUGACUGUUGCUGAACACCUUUACUUUUAUGUUCAGCUAAAAGAAUUAGGUGAUAAAAAUUGUUUUGAGGAAAUCAAUUCUGUCUUGAAUAUUCUUAAACUGGAGAAAAAGCGCAAUGUGAUUUCAAAGAACCUGAGUGGAGGAAUGAAGCGCAAGCUCUCCAUUGGCAUCGCACUCAUAGGAGGAUCUAAGGUAGUGAUGCUUGAUGAGCCAACAUCAGGUAUGGAUCCAGUUUCACGGCGAGACAUUUGGGACCUCCUUCAAAAUCAGAAAAGUAACCGCACUAUUCUAUUGACUACCCACUUUAUGGAUGAAGCUGACCUUCUGGGAGACCGUAUUGCCAUCAUGGCAAAGGGGGAACUGCAGUGCUGUGGCUCUUCACUUUUCCUCAAACAAAAAUAUGGUGCAGGAUAUCAUAUUAUCAUGGUGAAGGGCAGUCAUUGUAACAUAAAUGGUAUUGAAAAUCUGAUUUAUACACAUAUACCAAAUGCUUCUUUGGAGAGCAAUAUGGGAGCUGAGUUAUCAUUUAUCCUGCCUAAAGAAAAUGUAAACAGAUUUCAAGCUUUGUUUGAAGAAUUGGAAGAGAGACAAGCAGAGCUGGGCAUCUCUAGUUUUGGGGCUUCUGUCACCACUAUGGAAGAAGUCUUCCUUAGGGUUAGCAAAGAAGUCGAUUCCAGCAUGGAUCUCCAGUCCAUCCAUUUUCCUUCUAUACCAGGCCUGCCCACUCUCAAAUCGAAGAAGCACACAGAUCUCCCUACAGCCUUCAAGAACACCACCUUAAAAAAGUCACACAGCUGGGACUACAGAAUCUCACAGUUGAAGCUUCAUUGCCAGAAAUUCUACGCCAUGUUUAUUAAGAAGGCACUAUUCACUUGGCGCAACAAGAAGAUGAUGUUAGCACAGGCAUUGGUUCCUCUGAUUUGCGUCAUAUUAACUAUACAGCUUUUAAAAAUGAGUAGACAGACAUCGAAAAGACCCAUGUUACGUUUGACUUUGAACCAGUAUGGCCAUACAAUUGUGCCUUUCUUCAUCCCUGCAACUUCGAAGCUACAUCCCAAACUCUCAGAUCAUAUUGCAACUGUUAUUCAAGCUGAGGGACAUAUGCCAAUGGAAAGUGUAGAUCCUAUAGAAGAUUUCCUGAUAUUCAUGGCAACAGAGCAAGCUGAUACCUUCGAUGAAGACUAUCUUGUGGCAAUGUCCUUUCAUGAUGAGGGAGAACGAACAGUCAUCACUGCUCUGUUCAAUAAUCAGGCUUACCAUUCUGCUCCCAUGGCCUUGUCAGUGGCGGAUAAUAUUGUCUACAAGUUGUUUUUUGGCUCCAGAGCUUCCAUUACAGUCACCAAUGACCCUGAACCUCCACGUGUUUCACAUACUAAUUUUGAAAAAUUAUUUCAGGGUCCUAAGGGACAUUUUCUUUCCAUUGCCUUGAUUUUUGGAGUGUCAUUCAUAAUCAGUUCAUUUGCUAUUUUGGCAAUCAGUGAGAGAAUCAUAAGGUCAAAACAUAUCCAGUUUCUCAGUGGAACCUCUGUAGCUCAUUACUGGUUCUCUUUCCUGUUGUGGGAUUUAAUCACCAUCUUCUUUAAUGCUUUGCUAUUAUUGAUAAUCCUAAAAAUCAUGGAUGAAAAGGCUUACAUCGAUACCGAACAAACUGAAGCUACCCUUUUGAUGUUAAUGCUGCAUGGCUGGUGUGCCAUCCCUAGCAUGUACCUGAUGAGCUUCCUCUUUUCUGGUCCUACUUCUGGGUGUGCCAAGCUCAUACUUGUGAACAUUGUUUCAGGCAUUAUUCCAUUCAUCUUUAUCUCUAUCACAGAGGUUAAAGAGCUUGGCCUUCUAAAUUUGAACAAAAAAAUGGAUAAUGUAUUCCAGAUACUACCAAAUUAUAACCUAGCAAAGUCUUUCUCCAAUUUGUAUUAUAACUAUCAAAUCAAAAUGUUGUGUAAAUUUUUGGAAACUGCAGGGCAGAAGUGCCUAAAAUUGAAUACUGUACCUGAAAAUAUCUACUCAUGGAAGCAAUUUGGGAUUGGAAAAUAUUUGACCUCCAUGGUUAUAUCUGGCUUUAUUUUUUUUCUGCUCCUUUUCUUCAUUGAGACCAACUUCUUCUGGAAACUGAAAAUCUCUCUCUAUAAGAUCUUUGAGAGAGAGAAAUUGUCACAGGUGCAAACUGAGACAUCUUUGAUUUUCAAAGACCCAGAUGUGGAAAAUGAAAGAGAAAGAAUCCUGGACUCACUUCAACAGUUGCUGCAGGCCACCCCUUUAAUCGCUAAAGAACUCACAAAGGUAUAUAGCCAAAGGCUGAAAUCUGUCCUUGCUGUGAACAAAAUCUCUUUCACAGUCCAGAGAGGAGAGUGUUUUGGGUUGCUAGGCUUCAAUGGAGCUGGGAAAAGCUCCAUUUUCAAAAUGCUGACUGGGGAAAUCAUCAUCACAUCUGGAGAUGCCUUUAUCAACGGAAAGAGCAUCCACAGUAACCUCAAUGUGCUGCAGGGAGAAGUCAGCUACUGUCCUCAGUUAGACGCCCUGCUGCACCACAUGACAGGACGGGAAAUUCUCACCAUGUAUGCCCGGAUAUGGGGCAUUCCCAUGAGCCAAAUCAAGUGGCACGUGGAAAACGUGAUGCAGAAGCUUCUGCUGAUGAACCAGGCGGACAAACUCAUCAAAAACUACAGUGGUGGCAACAAGCGUAAGCUGAGCACUGGAAUUGCCCUUCUCGGGGAUCCUUUGAUUGUCUUCCUGGAUGAGCCAUCCACUGGGAUGGACCCUGUGGCUCGGCGGAUGCUCUGGAACUCAGUGAUGGAGAUAUGUAAGACUGGCAAGGCCGUCAUCAUUACCUCCCACAGCAUGGAGGAAUGUGAAGCAUUAUGCACCAAGCUGUCCAUCAUGGUGAAUGGAGAGUUCAGAUGUCUGGGCAGCCCACAGCACCUUAAGAGCAAGUACGGGAGUGGCUACACCCUACUGGCCAAGAUUAAAGACUUCACUCCUGAAGAAAAAAAGAUAGCAAUCGAGACAUUCAAAACAUUUGUGAGAGACACCUUUCCAGGCAGUAUCCUGAAGGAUGAGCACCAAGGAAUGGUCAACUACCACUUGCCUAAAGAGAACCUCAAAUGGUCAAAGGUGUUUGGCAUCUUGGAAGAAGUCAAAACUCAAUAUAAAUUGGAUGACUAUUCCAUAAGUCAAGUCUCACUGGAACAAAUCUUCUUGAGCUUUGCCCAUUUACAAAAUGCUGGGAAAGAUGUUUGAAACAAAGAGCAGCCUAUGGUACUUUUAUUUCUUUCCCACUGCCUUCCCUAUCUCAUUGUAUGUCACCAUUUUAUAUAGACAUAGCAAUUGACACUGUAUAUGUGCAUUCCUGCAUAUAAAAAUGAAACCAUGAACUCCCUCGAGGAGGGACUUUACUUUUCA
Messenger RNA from Sarcophilus harrisii (Tasmanian devil), 6550 nucleotides. RefSeq names its product ATP-binding cassette sub-family A member 3. Gene Ontology annotation, cellular component: membrane; intracellular membrane-bounded organelle. NCBI's taxonomy places the organism in Eukaryota, Metazoa, Chordata, Mammalia, Dasyuromorphia, Dasyuridae. The transcript is spliced from 32 exons. The coding region runs from base 1268 to 6388 and encodes 1706 amino acids. Gene Ontology annotation, biological process: transmembrane transport; lipid transport. Gene Ontology annotation, molecular function: ATP binding; ATP hydrolysis activity; ABC-type transporter activity. The record is from RefSeq and is a predicted model, not a curated record.